Messenger RNA from Puccinia triticina, 378 nucleotides. RefSeq lists its product as uncharacterized. Gene Ontology annotation, biological process: piecemeal microautophagy of the nucleus; autophagosome assembly; reticulophagy. Lineage: Eukaryota; Fungi; Basidiomycota; Pucciniomycetes; Pucciniales; Pucciniaceae. Gene Ontology annotation, molecular function: phosphatidylinositol-3-phosphate binding. The transcript is spliced from 2 exons. The record is from RefSeq and is a predicted model, not a curated record. Gene Ontology annotation, cellular component: phagophore assembly site; extrinsic component of membrane. The coding region runs from base 1 to 378 and encodes 125 amino acids.
AUGAAGAAGAAAGAUGGCCGGCUGAGUCGCGGGAUCCAGAAAGGCACAAGCUCGUUCGCCAAGAACACGAACCUAGAAGUGCUCAAGCUGGGCGCUCAAUUGGCGAUUGGGACCCAAGUGAUCCACGAGAAAGCCGAGGCUAUCCUCGGCGCAUCCACGGUCAAUCAUCCCCUUCGAGGCGAAACUAUCGACCACCAUCUCCCCCCAAACCUGGUUGCUCCGUCUUCCGAUCCCUCUCUCCAUCAUCAUCCGGAACAGAAGUUUUUCGAAUCCGUCGAAACUUUCAAUGGCUGGAAUUUUGGCAGCCUGGAGGUUGGCGCUACGAUGGCCGAGGAGAUCAUUUCCUGGGUAGGGGGGCCGAAUCGGGAAUGGUGGUGA